Phodopus roborovskii (desert hamster) is the source of this 596-nucleotide messenger RNA. RefSeq names its product protein patched homolog 1-like. The record is from RefSeq and is a predicted model, not a curated record. Bases 78 to 596 code for a protein of 172 amino acids. The transcript has a single exon. Gene Ontology annotation, molecular function: hedgehog receptor activity; smoothened binding; hedgehog family protein binding. Gene Ontology annotation, biological process: smoothened signaling pathway. Gene Ontology annotation, cellular component: plasma membrane. Lineage: Eukaryota; Metazoa; Chordata; Mammalia; Rodentia; Cricetidae.
GCGCUAAUGUCCUAACCACAGAGGCCCUCCUACAACACCUGGACUCAGCACUCUAGGCCAGCCAUGUGCACGGCUACAUGUAUAACAGGCAAUGGAAGUUGGAACAUUUGUGCUACAAAUCGGGGGAACUUAUCACAGAGACAGGUUACAUGGAUCAGAUAAUAGAAUACAUGUACCCUUGCUUAAUCAUUAUACCUUUGGACUGCUUCUGGGGAGGGGUGAAGUUGCAGUCGGGGACAGCGUACCUCCUAAGUAAGCCUCCUUUGCGAUGGACAAAUUUUGACCCCUUGGAAUUCCUAGAAGAGUUAAAGAAAAUAAACUACCAAGUGGACAGCUGGGAGGAGAUGCUGAAUAAAGUUGAAGUUGGUCAUGGGUACAUGUACCAGCCCUGCCUCAACCCAGCCGACCCAGAUUGCCCCACCACAGCCACCAACAAAAAUUCAACCAAACCUCUUGAUGUGGCCUUUGUUUUGAAUGGUGGAUGUCAAGGUUUAUCCAGGAAGUAUAUGCAUUGGCAGGAGGAGUUGAUUGUGGGUGACAUAGUCAAGAAUGCCACUGGAAAACUGGUCAUACCCUGCAGACCAUGUUCCAGUUAA